Amphimedon queenslandica is the source of this 800-nucleotide messenger RNA. Its product is annotated as nucleoporin p54-like. Gene Ontology annotation, biological process: NLS-bearing protein import into nucleus; protein localization to nuclear inner membrane; nuclear pore organization. The coding region runs from base 200 to 685 and encodes 161 amino acids. Gene Ontology annotation, molecular function: structural constituent of nuclear pore. The transcript has 8 exons. The record is from RefSeq and is a predicted model, not a curated record. NCBI's taxonomy places the organism in Eukaryota, Metazoa, Porifera, Demospongiae, Haplosclerida, Niphatidae. Gene Ontology annotation, cellular component: nuclear pore central transport channel; nuclear pore.
UUAUCCCAAAACUGGCUUCAGUGAAGAAGAGGUUAAACUAUAUCUGGCCACGCCUCCUGCUGGUAUUACAGCUGAAGUAUGGGAACAAUGUAAAAAGGAGAAUCCUGAUCCUCAACAUUAUAUUCCAGUAGCUGUAGUUGGAACUGAGGAAUUGUUAAAAAGAAUAAAAUGUCAAGACCAAGAGUGUAAACUCCAUGACAUGAGACUAAAGAUAAUGUCAGAAGACAUUAAAGAUUUACAGCAGGCCCAGGUUACCUCAGUUGCUAGAAUUUCAGAGUAUAAACGUAAGCUUGAUGAUCUCAGUCACAGAAUACUUAAGGUUAUGGUAGCACAGGAAAAGUAUAGAAAGUUUGGUUGGUCUGUACAACCAGUGGAAGAACUACUGAGGGGAAAGCUCGAGGCAAUUAUUAGAGAAUUGGAAUCGCCUACUCUACUGAAGGGUCGUCUGAAUGAGAUUACGUGUCAGUUAAGGAUUCAGGGUCAUCAUCAGUCGCUGACGAGUAGUCAUGGCAACGCAGGGAAACAUUUAAUGGAUCCUUAUUUAACAGAGAAUGUUAAAGAUCAUCUCUCACAGCAGCAAACUGCACUAUCAGAAAUGAUAAAGAUCAUUAAAACUGACUAUGCUGAUUUGAAACUGAUAGAAGAAGGCCUUAAAGACUUGUCUGCUUCACUUGUAGCUCAAUGACUUCAUUAGUAACAUUUUAUACAAUAAAAAAUUAUUAUCUGUACACCAAUAGAUACAUGUACAUUCAAAUAAGAUGCUUUCAGCCUUUUACAAGCAUCAUGUGUUAAUGACAAUG